AGCCACCAGAACCAGGAUCACACUCUUAUAGUUUUCGAGAUGGACAAGGACAGAAGACACCUGUCUGAGAGGAUAUUAUCUCUCACCCUGGAGAUUAUCCAUCUGCUGACCGGAGAGGAUUACACAGUAGGGAAGAAGACAUCCAGUGAGUGUAUGAUACCUAGCUGCUUUAAUCAUGUGUCCGGAGGACUGAGCAGGACCCAGAGCCCAAUCACGUUUCCUCCACCUCACUCACUGAUACAUGACACAGACAAUGACCAGAAGAUCCUGGAUAUAACCAACAAGAUCAUUCAGCUGCUGACUGGAGAGGUUUCUAUAAGGUGUCAGGAUGUCACUGUCUAUUUCUCCAUGGAUGAGUGGGAGUAUAUAGAGGAACACAGGGGUCUGUACAAGGACGUGAUGAUGGAGAAUCACCAGCCCCUUACAUCACUGGAUGGUCCCAGUAACAGAGAUACCCCAGAGAGAUGUCCCCGUCCUCUGUAUUCCCAGGAUUGUACAGUGGAGAAUCACAGGAUCCCACAAGAGCAUCAGGUGGAACACCUGACUGAAAUGAAGGUAGAACCUAUGGAGGGAGAAGAAGAUAUGUAUAUAAGUGCUGAUCAGCAGUGUAGGAAGGAGGACAUCACUACAGAUAACAGCACAGUAGAUGGACGCAAAAGCAAGAAUCCCUUGGAGCCAUAUCACAUUUGGCGUCAGGAUUUUAAAAUAGAAGAUGACAUCACCUGCGAUUCUCCAGGGGAAAACAUCAUUACCCUAAAUGUACAUCCCUCUAAUCAUUCUGAAUGUUUUCCUGAUAACUCAGAUACUUUUACACAUAUUACAGCUGUCACAGGUAACUUUGCUUGUUCUGAAUGCGGCAAAUGUUAUAGACGCAAGACAACCUUUCUUAGACAUCAGAGAACUCACACAGGGGAGAAACCAUUUCCAUGCUCUGAGUGUGGGAAAUGUUUUACACAGAAAUCAGAUCUUGCUGCACAUCAGAUAAGUCACAAUGUAAACAAACCAUUUCCGUGUUCAGAGUGUGGAAAACAUUUUCCAAGUAAAUCAAAUCUUUCUCGACAUCAGAGAAGCCACACAGGGGAAAAGCCAUUUCCAUGCUCUGAGUGUGGGAAAUAUUUUACACAGAAAUCGGAUCUUCACAGGCAUCAGGUUAUUCACACAGGUCUAAAACCGUUUUUAUGCUCUGAGUGUGGGAAAUGUUUUCCAUGUAAAUCAAAUUUUAUUAGACAUCAGAGAAGUCACACAGGUGAGAAGCCUUUUCCAUGUUAUCAGUGCGGGAAAUGUUUUGCACAGAAAUCACAUCUUGUUUCACACCAGAGACUUCACAUAGGUGUGAAACAUUUUACACGCAAACCAGAUCUUGGCAGAAAAAGAACUUGUGAUGUAAAGAAACCAUUUUUAUGUACCGAGUGUGGGAAAUGUUUCCCAUGUAAAUCAAAUCUUAUUAGACAUCAGAGAAGUCACACAGGUGAGAAGCCAUUUCCGUGUUCUGAGUGUGGAGGAUGUUUUACACAGAAAUCAGAUCUUAGUAGACAUCAGGUUAUUCACUCAGGUCUCAAACCAUUUCCAUGUUCAGAGUGCGGAAAAUGUUUUAGACAAGUAUCAAGUCUUAUUAAACAUCAGAGACGUCAUACGGGCGAGAAACCAUUUCUGUGCUCUCAGUGCGGGAAAUGCUUUGUUGAAAAGGCAGCUCUUGUUGCACAUCAGAUAAUUCACAUGGGAGUAGAACAAUUUCCAUGAGCUGACAGACAUGAAGCAAGUUUGCAGCAAUACUUUAAAAAUUACAAAAUCAGUCCAUUAUAAAGAUUUAAUGAAAUCUUUGGUUUUGCACAGCUGUCAUAGUCUUUUUGAAUAUUUGAGGUAUUCGUAUUGGUUGCCCAGGUUAUUCCCAUUUUUGCAGUACUGAUAGAGCUGGGUACUUAAGGCUGAUUAUAGCAGGCAUUUUUAUUAUAGCUUAUGGUUAUUUACUUUGGCUAAUAUCAAUGGAAAGUCCAAGUUCUAGGUCCCACCGCUCCUCAUAACUUCCCUGUCUCCCGCUAUUUUCCUCUAAGCUCACUUUUCUCCCAUCACACUUUGCUGGUUUCACCUUGAUUUCUUUGCUUCCUGUCACAGUUUUCUCCUAUCUUUCUGUUUCAGAAAUCCUGCUCUACAGGUAUCUCAGACCUCUCUUCACCAACUCAUUGUUAUGUCAAAGUAUAUAAUUUUCAGAAAUUUCAAUGAUAUGCACUCCUCUAGGUCUCUAUACUACAUCUUGUCUCCAUAAAAACCUCCCUCUCUAAAACCAUUACAUUCUGCAACACAAGUUUAUCCCGUCACUGUCAGUACUUAGCAGCAGUAAUAGGGGUUACAUUCCCCCCCUAGUGCACUGGCACUGCCACUAGUGUACAGGCAAUAGGAGUUACAUUCUCCCCCAAGUGAACUUAGCAGAAGUAAUAGGGGUUAGAGUCUCCCUCUAGUUCACUGGCACUCCCACUGUUGCACUGGCAAGAGGGAUUACAUUCUCCCUCUAGUGCACUUAGCAGCAGUAAUAGGGGUUACAUUCUCCCUCUAGUGCACUGGCACCAAGGUUUCAUGUUUUCAUGCCUAAAUAACAAAAGUAUGAAACCCAACAAUUUGGGCUAUAUUGAUGUAGCCUUCUAAUAUAUGAAGUGACCCAUUUGAGCUUAAUGUUCCAUGUCAAGGGGAUUGGAUCAUAGGGUGUCCUUGCCUGCUUCUUGUGCUGUAUUGUAUCAAAGUCCCUGAAUUUCUUUUUCUUAAUCACUUCCAUCUCUAGAUUUCCUCUGACAAAGUGGUCUCCUGAUGAAUUGUGAUCUUAAUCUAUACAUGCUUUACCGCAUUGAUCUGUGUUUUUUCUACAUCUUUGCUUUCUCCGCUGCUUUACCCUUGGUUUCUCAGGUUAAUGCUAACUGUAGAGUCUAAGACAGUUUUUGUGCUGAUGAAGUCUUUCAUGAUUUGCUCUACCUGGCCAAGAUUCAGAGAGUAUGAGUCUUUAGGCUUCGUCACUUUGAUGCUGGUUAGUCUGCCCCACUUUUUAAAAUGGGGACUGAAAGAAAAGAAGGGUUCCUGUACUGUGUUUGUCUUUGUUGAGGGAGUACUACUUCAUUUUACUAACUUUCACUUACCCAGCAUCUUUUCUAUUUUGCUGGAAAAACAUCUGCUGAACAAAUGACUUUUGAAUAGAUCAGCUUCCUUUAACUGAUACAACUCCAGGGCCAGUCACAUUUGCAGCUUCAGUUCCUCUUAUUCCUUCUAUUGCAUUUUAUCUCUACAGACUCUUUGUCUCCAACACUUUGCAGAAGCUUUAGUGGGUCAUUCCUCUAAAUGACUGUCCAAUGGACAAAGGUUAUGAACAUGGAUCUAUACAACAGUGCCGAAGACCUACUUGGUGAUGACUUUCUUUUCCAAGUCAGCCCUGCUAUCUGCUUAUUUUGCAGGGUAGAGACAUUUCAGGCUGCAAAGUGAUUUUGUCACUGUUUUUACUCAUAUAUACAAUGGGUUUCUCAAUACAAUGUGUUUCUUAAAUAGAUUGCACAUAAAGAUGGCUAUAGCAAUUGUUUUGUUCCCAGCUAUCUUAGGAGCUCCUACAUUUCAUGCAUUUAAUCUGGCCCUUCUGAUUCGAUGUUUCAGCUGUUCCCAAGAGUUGAGACAGCUCGGUUACCUGGGAUUCCAGAGACAAAACAUCCUCUUGCAGGGAUGUGUGCAUUAUGCUGUUCUUUCUCAAGCCUCUUCAAACAUUCCAUUGGGAACAGGAUCUCCAGUUCUCUUUUAGUAAAACAAACCUACUCUGGUAGCUCCUUAUGUUUUAUUUUUAUAAUUUUUACAUUUUUUUAGUUUCAAAGAGAUAUUAAUUAGCAGUGACAUAAUAGAAAACAACCAAUACAAAGUAAAAAAGCAAGGUGCCGCAUUAAUAAAAACAGUAAAUAUAACAAUUGUAAAUGCAACUCAAAGCAGGAAGUUCAGAAUAAAUGUAACUAUGCAGAGUAAUAAGGCACAUAAAGUAAAUGAGGGGGGAGAGAGUAGCCCAAAAAGAUAACUUUAGAAACACUAAAAAGAGAGAGGAAUAGAGUGAGGGGUUAAAACAAAAAGUCAUAUUGGUGGAUGGAGAAUGGGCUAGCAUAAGUAUACCAAGUAACCCAAAUCCAAAGGAACGGUGGGUUGCUUGGAGUUGAGGUAAGCAGUAUUUUUUUCCAUUGCACCCAAGUGCUAUAUUCUAGCGAGAACAGCAGAAAGAGAUGGCGGAGCAGGAUUUUUUCAGCGGGAAGCUAUGAAACAUCUAGCAGCAGUUAGGAUUUGGGCCACCAAUUUAUCCUCACAUCUGUAUAUGGACUCAAAGAGAAAACCUAAAAAACAGGACCAAGGGUUAACAGUUAUGGGGAAUUUAAUACACAACUAACAAGGUCUGCAAAUGAGUACCAGAAUACAACUAUUAAAGGAUAGAUCCACCAUAUAUGGAGGAAGGUACCAUGAUUCCCACUCCCCCUCCAAUAAAUUGGAGAGGUAGAGCUCUUCUGUAGAGCCAAGUGGAAACUAUGUACCAGCAAUAAAAGGAUUUUAAUACCUACCGGUAAAUCCUUUUCUCCUAGUCCAUAGAGGAUGCUGGGGUAUAGACGGGAUCCGCAGGAGA
Messenger RNA from Pseudophryne corroboree (corroboree frog), 4624 nucleotides. RefSeq names its product oocyte zinc finger protein XlCOF7.1-like. The record is from RefSeq and is a predicted model, not a curated record. Bases 40 to 1740 code for a protein of 566 amino acids. The transcript has 6 exons. NCBI's taxonomy places the organism in Eukaryota, Metazoa, Chordata, Amphibia, Anura, Myobatrachidae. Gene Ontology annotation, biological process: regulation of DNA-templated transcription.